Molecule: messenger RNA, 1462 nt
Organism: Ostrinia furnacalis (Asian corn borer)
Lineage: Eukaryota; Metazoa; Arthropoda; Insecta; Lepidoptera; Crambidae
Product: trichohyalin
Exons: 9
Coding region: 236-1462 (408 amino acids)
Source: RefSeq, a predicted model, not a curated record
GCAAAGAUUAGAAACGGAGGCGGCGGUCGACGUGGACGAAAUGAAGAAACUCGGGGACGUCGUGGAUUAUGACCGGAUACAUAUUCAGAAACUAAUAAUCAACAGAACAGAAGAGAAAGUGAGAGAGAAGUUCAAAGAAGAAGAAAUAAGACUUUGACAAAGGAGAGAAAAGCUGAAGCGCUUUCUGGAAGCAGAAGAAGAACACUUCAUUCAGGAAUUGGCAACGAAACAGGCGAUGGAAGAAUGCGGGUAUUGUGCAGAGAAGAAGGAGAAAACUAAGAAUUAUAAAGAAGAUCUAGAGAAGAAGAAAAUAAAUGAGUGUUUGAAGGCUUUGGAAAGAGAAAAAAUAGCAAAAGGUAUGCAGAGCACAAGAGAGGACGAAAAGCGGCUUAGAGAAGUACAGAAACAACAGAUGAUGGAGAAAAAGUUGUUGGAACUGGAAGAAGAAGACCGGGAGUACAUGUGGCACCAGGUGUUGUUGGAUGAUGUUAGGAGGAAAGAAGAACAUGAAAGAAUAGAAGCAGAUAGACGUCACCAAGAAAUGCUGGACCGCAGGAGAGCGUACGACGAGCAGAUAGCGAGCGCGAACAGAAAGAGACGGCAGGCGCUUCGCGAGGAGAGGGAGAGAGAGCGCCGCCGGCUGGAAAGAAUGAGAGAGAAGAUGGACCAGGAUCAUUAUGAUGCCAUCAAGCGCAAGAAAGACCUUCAGCAGACGAACAAAAAGAACUUCAUAGAGGGUCACGACCUCAAGCUGGCUCGACUUAGGGAGGAUAAGCAGAGGGAGUGGGAGUUGGACAACCACACCAUACAGGUGGCGCUGGAGCAGCUUAGGCAGGAACGGAUCAAGAGAAGAAAUCAAGUGCUCAGCAUGAGACUAGAAAAAGAACUUGGCACAGAAACCUUCUACCGUGAAAGAAGAAUCGCUGAGCAACUAGAAGAAGAAUCAGAGAAAAUCGCUGAGGAAUGGAAACGGGAGGAAGAGAACAAGACCGACGAGUUCUUGAGGCAUGUGGAGAAUGAGAGAAGAAUUAGCAAAGAGAAAGCCAUACAAGAAUACCAGAAGCACCUCCAAAACCUAAAAGAAGACAUAGAAAAGACCAGGUUAGAACGGUCAGAACGCAUGCAGCGCGUGUCAAGAACUGCUCAUGAGGAACUUCAGAGGAAGAUGGAGAGUGCCAAUGAGGAGUUGAGGAAGCAGAUCGAAUUCAGGAACACUUUGAAGAACCAGAUUAGGCAGAAUCAGAAAGAUUUGGAAACCGAUUUAAUAUCAACGGAGCAAAAAGACUGGCCGUUUUCACGAAAGUCUGAAAUGUUUCACGACAUGAUGCAGAGCAGAUACAGACAAUCUUCAGCUAGAAAAAGUACCAAUCCUGUCCACCCAUUCAAGAAGCUCAUAGAAAAAGAGGAUGGAAGAAAACCUACUGUCCAAUUGCCCAUCAUAGGAAUAAAAUACAAUAAAUGA